AUGGUGAACAAGAAUAGUGCAAAGAGUGGUGUAGGGAAAGAUCCGGCUUGGAAGCAUUGUGUAGAAUUAGUUCAUGAAGGUGGAGUAAAGAAGCCUUACAAAUAUGUCAUAUGCAAUUAUUGUAAAAAAACUAUCACAGGAGGGGUGUCAAGGUUUAAGCAUCAUCUUGCCGGAACAAAUAAAAAUGCUGCACCAUGUGUUAAAGUACCCGAAGAAGUUAAGCAAGAAUAUGUUGAUAUUUUGAACAAAUUGGCAAGUAGAAAGAACUUAGCACAAAUGGAGUUUGAGCAAUGUGUUGAAGUUGGUUCAUAUUUUGGAAGUGGGAGGGAAGGUGAGAAUGAAGAUAAGGUUGCUUCCGGUGGUUCAAUUUCCAAUAGAGGUAUCCGAGGACCUAUGGAUAGGUUUAUGGUGAAAGGGAAUGUUGGUGGUGAUGAAACAAUCACUAUUACAUCACCUCAAAAUGCAAAGGAACUACGUAAACAAGUUUGCUUAGAUGUUGGGAGGUUUUUCUAUGAAAAUGCAAUACCAUUCAAUGUGGCAAGGAGUCCUUCAUUUGUGAGCAUGCUUCGGUCAAUUGGUGCAUAUGGUCGGGGAUUUAAGCCUCCUAGCAUGUACGAGCUUAGGACUUGGAUUUUGAAGGAAGAAUUUAAGACAACUGAAGGAUUUGUUAAUGACAUUAAGAGUACAUGGCCACUAACGGGAGUUUCAAUCAUGUCUGAUGGUUGGCAAGAUGUUAGACAUCGGAGUCUAAUCAAUUUCCUUGUUAAUAAUCCAAGUGGCACAGUAUUUCUUAAAUGUGUUGAUGCUUUUGAACAUGUUAAGGAUGCUAAAUUGUUGUUUAAGUUGCUUGAUGAGGUUGUUGAGGAAGUUGGAGAAGAACUUGUGGUUCAAGUGAUCACUGAUAAUGCAAGCAACUACCGUGCAGCGGGGUUAAUGCUUAUGGAGAAGAGAAAGCAUUUAUAUUGGACUCCAUGUGCUGCACAUUGCCUUGAUUUAAUGCUAGAGAAGAUUGGAGAGUUGCCACAACACAAGAAUGCUUUGAUCAAGGCAAAGAAAGUGAGCAACUACAUUUAUAAUCACUCUUGGGUAUUGAGCUUGAUGGGGCAAUUCACGAAUAGAGAGCUUAUUAGGCCGGCUGCCACUAGAUUUGCCACUGCAUAUUUGACGUUGCAAAGCAUUUAUCAAGUGAGGCAACCAUUGGAAGCUAUGUUCACUUCUGAAAAGUGGACAAACAGUAGUUAUGCAAGCAAAGCUGAUGGGAAGGAAGUUAGAAAAAUAAUUUUGAAGGAUAACAACUUUUGGCCUAGUUUGGUUUAUGCUAUCAAGACCACAAAACCAUUGGUCGAAGUGUUGAGGCUAGUAGAUGGAGACAAAGAGCCUGCUAUGGGUUUUCUUUAUAAUUCUAUGGAUGAGGCUAAAGAAAAGAUAGCAAAAAACUUGGGUGGAGAAGAAAACGAUUACAAGGAGAUAUGGGAGAUCAUUGAUGACAAAUGGGAUUUUCAAAUGCACCGACAUUUGCAUGCAGCUGCCUACUAUCUAAAUCCCCGUUGUCACUAUUCUCCUGAUUUGUCUACACAUCCAGAGAUCAAGCUUGGCUUAUUCCAUUGCUUAGACAAGCUCAUACCCAAUAAAGAUGACAUGGAGAAAGCCGACCUACAAUGUACUGCUUUCCACAGUAGAGAAGGAUUUUUUGGCUUGAGUCAAGCUAAGAGCACUCUCCACAAAAGAACUCCUGUUGAAUGGUGGACUCAAUAUGGAGAUGGGACUCCUGAGCUUCAAAAAGUAGAUGUAGAAUCACACAUUGUGGAAGCUAUUAUUGUGCCAUCUGAAAGAAUUGAAGCAGAGGAAGAUUUUGUAAUAUCAGAUGAUGAAGAUGAAUCUCCUAUUGAGUAUGAUAGUAAUGAGGAAGAAAUGAAUGAUGAUUCUGAUGAAAUUGAAGAUUCAUAA
Molecule: messenger RNA, 1947 nt
Organism: Ipomoea triloba (trilobed morning glory)
Lineage: Eukaryota; Viridiplantae; Streptophyta; Magnoliopsida; Solanales; Convolvulaceae
Exons: 3
Coding region: 1-1947 (648 amino acids)
Molecular function (GO): DNA binding
Source: RefSeq, a predicted model, not a curated record